AUGGGUUACGAUCAGGCAGGCGUCACUCGCUCUCUCAACACCAUCCAGAACGAGCUGCAAUACCUUGCUUCACAGGGUGUCAUAGCUCCCCCACAGAUGCAGUCAAUCCAAGCCCAAUUACCGCAACCUAACGGCCAACCGUCCCAGUACAUUGACCCUCGAUACGUCAAUGGCAAUCAGCAGUUCAACCCAGCGUUGAUUGCACAGCAAGCACAGGACCCUAACAACCCUGCGCAUCCUCAGAACCCCAAGCAUCAUGAGUGGGCAGGGAAGCUGGCUCACAAGUUUGGUAACGCGGCAGUCUACGGAGCGGGUGCGACGUUUGGUGCUGAUUUGGUGAACGAUGUGAUGAGGAAGUUUUAG
This is a messenger RNA of Ascochyta rabiei, 363 nucleotides long. RefSeq lists its product as uncharacterized. Lineage: Eukaryota; Fungi; Ascomycota; Dothideomycetes; Pleosporales; Didymellaceae. The transcript is spliced from 3 exons. Bases 1 to 363 code for a protein of 120 amino acids. The record is from RefSeq and is a predicted model, not a curated record.